Molecule: messenger RNA, 2692 nt
Organism: Pteropus alecto (black flying fox)
Lineage: Eukaryota; Metazoa; Chordata; Mammalia; Chiroptera; Pteropodidae
Gene: RPL7L1
Product: ribosomal protein L7 like 1
Exons: 7
Coding region: 200-970 (256 amino acids)
Biological process (GO): maturation of LSU-rRNA from tricistronic rRNA transcript (SSU-rRNA, 5.8S rRNA, LSU-rRNA)
Cellular component (GO): cytosolic large ribosomal subunit
Molecular function (GO): structural constituent of ribosome; RNA binding
Source: RefSeq, a predicted model, not a curated record
GGGUUUUGAAGAUGACGCAGCCUUGGAAAUGGUAUGAAGGAUACUCCGUGCAACUUUUGCCAGGAACUGGGGUCACCAAGAGCUCAGUGGUUCACUGCUGCUAAGAGUGCGCUUGCUAGCCGGACGUCAGCUAGAAGAGACGUCUCUAUGGUCAAGUAAACAUAGAGCGGUCCCUCUUCCCCACGUGGUGGGAGUACGCAUGAGCGGGAGCGGCAGCAUUGGAAAGAUGGCGGAGGAAGAACAAAGAAAAAAGAUCCCGUUGGUUCCAGAAAAUCUCCUGAAAAAGCGGAAGGCUUAUCAGGCCCUCAAGGCCACCCAGGCAAAGCAGGCGCUUUUGGAAAAGAAGGAGCAGAGGAAGGGAAAGGAGCUCAAGUUUAAGCGAUUGGAAUGGUUCCUACACGAUGCCUGGCGGCAACAACGUGAUAAAGUGCGCCUCAGACGACUAGAAGUGAAGCCUCAUGGUCUGGAAAUGCCAGAUGAACAUUCCUUGGCCUUCGUUGUACGCAUCCAAAGGAUUAAUGGAGUGAGUUUAAUGGUGAAGAAGACCAUUGCAAAGCUUCGCCUGAAGAAGAUUUUCAGUGGUGUUUUUGUCAAAGUGACCCCCCACACUAUAAAAAUGCUGCGUGUAGUGGAACCUUAUGUGACCUGGGGAUUUCCAAAUCUGAAGUCUGUCCGGGAACUCAUCUUGAAACGUGGACAAGCCAAGGUCAAGAAUAAAAUUAUCCCUUUGACAGACAACACAGUGAUUGAAGAGCACCUGGGGAAAUUUGGUGUCAUUUGCUUGGAAGACCUAAUUCAUGAAAUUGCCUUCCCGGGCAAGAAUUUUCAGGCGAUCUCAGGGUUCUUGUGCCCUUUCCAUCUCUCAGUGGCCCGUCAUGCUACCAAGAAUAGAGUGGGCUUCCUUAAGGAGAUGGGCUUACCUGGCUAUCGAGGUGAACGCAUCAAUCAGCUCAUACGGCAGCUGAACUAAACCCAGGAUAUCUAAAAGCACAAUGCAUUGGAAGCAUGUGUUUUCGUUUUUUGGAAUUAUUAUCCAGUAUCUUCAAAGAAGAUUAUUUUCUGCUAUAGCCUCAGAAACUGGAGGGGGAAGUCAGGGAAAAUAUAGUGAUGUUCCUUGCAGGCCCUUCUCAUCAAAGCCCAAUUUCAAAGGAAAAGUCCCAGUGUUUUCCACGUUGGCUGCUGCUGCCACCUCUGAAAUCGACAAAGGACUCAUGCCACAGAGAAAGGGUCCUGCUUCAUCACAUCUGUCCAGGGGUUUAGUGUUGAUGAAUGGAUACCCAAACAUGAAUGCAAGAUGGCAGUGGGCUAGGACUACGGGCAUACUUGAACCUGGGUGUUUCCAAGGCCUUGUUUUGUAAAGAACUUUAAAUACAGUUAGAAGAGCACAAAAACUGCUCAGUUGUCUCUGCUGUGAAUCCAUGUUCUAACUUUUCAGUGACAUGCGUUUUGCAAGCUCUCAGGCUUGGCUGGCUCUAAGUAUAUCCAGUGGCUUCUUUAUCUCAUCCUGCAGUGGGCUUCAUCCUUUUCCGGAUUUUAACCUAUUCUUGGAUCUGUGAGAAGGGAAGAACCCUUACCCCAGGAAAACAUGCAUAAACUCAAAGUUUUGCUUGGAAAUUUAGACUGUUUGUAGACUAUUCUCAGGGACCAUGCACCUUAUGUGAGGAAGUCCUGUACUGUCCAAAUUGGUUACCCAGGCCUUGACCUUGCUAAUCUGCUUCCAUGUCCUAUGGAAAACCAGAGCUUUCUAAAAUAGCUUUUUCUGUUCAAACCAGAGUGUUUCCUAUUAAGAACAUAGUGCUAGAGUUUGAGCCCCUGUGCCAUCUUUAACUCGGAAAUACUCACCAUUUAUUUCUGCUGGGCUUCAGGAUGGAAUUUUCUAGUUUCCCUGGUGAUCAGUCUUCUACGUAAAAAACCCAAAUCAGGGAAGACUAAACCCUUUUCUUGGUUUAGCAUGGAUGGAAUUAACACUAUUUGGCCUUUUAGGCCUUAGACAAGCUUAGUUGGAGCCUUUCCUUGUAUAUUCUAGGCUCUGGGCUCCUGCCAAAGUAUCGCUCUCUACCCUGAUGGUAACGAUGUAGUACAGCCGUCCCCAGCCUUUUUUGGUUGGGGACCGGUGCUCCUAUGAGAAUCUAAUGCCUAAUCUGAGGUGGAGCUGAGGGUGUGAUGCCAGCACUGGGGAGCAGCUGCAAAUACAGAUGAAGCUUCGCUUGCUCGCCUCCUGCUGUGCGGCCCAGUUCCUAAUAGGCCAGGGACUGUUACCCGACCAUGGCCUUGGGAUUGGGGACCCCUGAUGUAGUAGACCAACACUAGGGCUCUUGGGGACGUUAAUUGUGAAAAGGCCGUGGUCCUGCUUGUGUUCAUCUGUCCGCCCGAGUCUGCACCAUUCAUAUCACUCAGUUGCCUUAACCUGCUAUCUAAGCAGUUGGUGAGGGUAUGCCAGGCCCACGUGAAGACUUGGAAAUGUUUAGCCAUUGUGUCCUUCGGUCCCUUAAGAUCAGCUUUGCUGCCCUAUUGGCUCAUGGGGCCCUCAGACAUACCUGUGAGAUUGUUAGUAUAACAAUGUCUUAGAAUGUGCCAGGUUGUGAGGUAAUUAAUUGAGUUGAUUGGCUCAAGAGUUAACUUGCCAGGAAUAGGUGUUACUUAAUACUGUAAAGCAUUGUGAAAUCGGAUUAAAGUGAUAUAUCAAAAGUCA